This is a messenger RNA of Sporothrix schenckii 1099-18, 5592 nucleotides long. RefSeq names its product DNA helicase INO80. Lineage: Eukaryota; Fungi; Ascomycota; Sordariomycetes; Ophiostomatales; Ophiostomataceae. The record is from RefSeq and is a predicted model, not a curated record. Bases 1 to 5592 code for a protein of 1863 amino acids. The transcript has 4 exons. Gene Ontology annotation, biological process: chromatin remodeling; DNA repair; DNA-templated transcription. Gene Ontology annotation, molecular function: DNA binding; ATP-dependent chromatin remodeler activity; histone binding. Gene Ontology annotation, cellular component: Ino80 complex; nucleus.
AUGGACCACUCCAGCAGCUUCCACUCGACCGUGUUGGGUCGCUCGUCCGACAACAACGGCGCCGCCACCAACGGCAACAGCGGCGACAACGACCGCACGCGGCGGCGCGCCAUCGACAUUCUCAACCCCGAGCCCGAGCCUGCCGCAUCGCCCGCUUCCUACCCGUCGCGCCACCAGCACCAGCACCAGCACUCACAUUCCUAUGCCUCAUCGACGGCCUCCUCCCCCCAUCGCGCCCACGACAGCUUUGCGCUGCGCUCGCCCAGCAAAGCGGACGUCCGGCCACUGGCGUCGCCCAGCGCCCGCCACGCCUCGCCAGCCUCGGUCGGUCCGACGGUGAACAAUCUGCUCAACAACAGUCCCCCGUUGCAGCAUCGGCCGGUGCCGUCGUCCGUGUCGCGCUCGCGCUCGCCGCACCUUGCGCCGCCGCCGGGCGCGUCUGCCGCGUCGACACCGUAUUCGGCCCACGGCGACGCGCCGUCCGCGCAACCGCCGUCCGGCAAAUUCUACGACCCGACUACCGACACCACAUCCGCGACCGGCGCUGCGUCAUUGGCCGCCGACCGUCACAACGUGGAUUCGCGUGCCCGGCGUCCAGACAGCCAGCCUCGCGAUAGCCACGGCCAUCCAUCGCAGUCGGCUGCUGCUCCACGCAGCCCCGUCUCGCAUUCUCAUUCUCGAAACCGCUCUGAAUCGACACCUGCUGUUCCCAUACCAGAGUCGUCAGCUCACUCUCCCAAUCCAUCCAUCACCAUGGCUUCGCCAUCUCUACGGCAGCCACCAUGGACGAGCCUGGGCUCGCCACCGCCAAACGGCACGUCCGGGCAUUCUUACUCAAAGGACAGCUCACCAGUUCCAUCAAAGGCAUCAGCCCCGGCAAGUACACCCAAGCGGACAGCCGAUUUAAUGUCCUUCUCAAAUAUCCUUUCUAGCGCCGAGCCUGCUGCCGAAGAACCACGAGCAAAGUCCCCUCCCCCCCCUGUCGAUGACGACUCCGAACACACAACGAGCCGCAGCACGCGCGUCAUCAGACUGGAGAAGCCCGAUGAUAAGAAGCAGGGACGCGUUCCACGUCGCGUGGCGAAACCCCGUGCGUCGAGCUCGAGAUUGUCAAAAGAUGUCGACAAAGACGGUGACUCCGUGCUGUCCGAGGCCGCACCUAAGGCGUCGCGUCGCGCAUCUACAAAACUCGCUGCGCCUGCUCCCGAGCCUCGCGUGCCGGCCAAGCGUGGCCCCAACGGCCAGCAAAAGAAGAAGAUCUCGGUCUCCUCCUCGGCGUCCGCCGAAAAGAGCAUCCAGAGCUUCAUGAAGAAGCUGGACACUGCUGAAGAUUUUGAUGCGCACGACUACCUGGACGACUCGCAGAUCGACGAGGAGCAGCGCGCCUGGAAGGAGCGCCAGCGCCGACGCCAGCUGCAGAUGGCCGCCAAAGACGCCGAGCUCCGCCACGUCCGCAGAGCCGAGCUGGCCGAGUCGCUGGCGAAACGCCUCGAAGAUCACAGCUAUCUGGGAACGAAGCGCUACUACGAGAUCUACUACAACGACGCGCUCCAGGAGGUCCGCGAGCAGGAACUGUUUGCCGAGAAGGAGCGCAAGAAGGACAUGCAGCGCAAGCGCCGGAGAGAAAAGUCCAUGGCUGUUACCCUCGAACAGAAAAAGGCUGCGCUCGCUCGUGCCGCCUUGGCGGAAGACGAACACGAGCGCCAGAAGUUGCUCCGCGAAGCGGAACGUGCGAACAAGAAGGUGCAGCAGACCAAGCUCAUUCUGCAAAAGGGCAUCAAGGGCCCGGUUCGCAACGCCGCGAUUGAGCUGAACCUCGAGGGGGGCACCAUGGCCACCUUCCAGGCGACCGACAUGGAGCCGGGCAAGGGGAAGAUCAAGGGCCGGGGCGGAUCCCGUCUUAAGAAGUCCAAAGAGCAGAAGCAGCAAGAAAAGGAGAAUGCAGAGGCUGCCCAAGCGGCUCUGGACGCCGGAGAGGCUCUGCCCUCGAGAGAGGAAGCGUCCAAGAUCCGCAUCAAGUUUAAGAAGGGCUCCGGCGCCAAUGGUACGCCAGGCCGCGAUGACUCUGGUCGUGACGACGGCUACUCGAACAAGGAGAACACCGAGCCCAGGUUAACGAAGAAAGAGAGGGAGAGGGAGAAGGCCGCUGCUGCUGCGGCUGCUGCUGCGGCCGCCGCCGCUGCCGAGCCGCCCAAGGAUCCCUUCCAGACGAAGGGCUUCAUCCAGAUCUAUGACCAAAUUUGGCGCGAUCUCGCCCGGAAAGACGUCAGCAAGACGUUCCGUCUCGCAACCGACUCAUACUCGACCAAGGCUUCCAAUCUUAAGAAGACGGCCCUGCUCGCGUCCAAGGAGGCCAAGAGGUGGCAGCUGCGCACGAACAAGGGCAACAAGGACCUGCAAGCGCGCGCCAAGCGCGUCAUGCGCGACAUGAUGACGUUUUGGAAGCGCAACGAGCGCGAAGAGCGCGAUUUGCGCAAAGCCGCUGAGCGCCAGGAGCUCGAGAACGCGCGCAAGGAGGAAGCCGACCGCGAAGCCGCCCGGCAGAAGCGCAAGCUCAACUUCCUGAUCUCGCAGACGGAGCUCUACUCCCAUUUCAUCGGCAAGAAGAUCAAGACCGACGAAGUCGAGCGCAGCACCGACCACCCCGACGAAAUCGCCAAGCAAACCGCCGACGGUGCAGAUGCACACAAGACCAACGGCCUGACUGUGGACGAGCCAUCUGGCCCUGUGGGCGCCAAGGUCACUGAUUUCGAGGACCUCGACUUUGACGCCGAGGACGAGACUCAGCUGCGCGCCGCGGCCAUGGCCAACGCACAGAGCGCCAUUGCUGAGGCGCAGCAGAAGGCCCGCGAGUUCAACAACGACAAUGACAUGGACGAAGAGGGCGAGAUGAACUUCCAGAACCCCACCGGACUCGGCGACGUCGAGAUCGAGCAGCCCAAGCUCCUCAACGCGCAGCUCAAGGAGUACCAGCUCAAGGGUCUCAACUGGCUGGUCAACCUCUACGAGCAGGGCAUCAACGGUAUUCUUGCCGACGAGAUGGGUCUCGGCAAGACGGUCCAGUCCAUCUCCGUGAUGGCCUACCUCGCCGAAAAAUACGACAUCUGGGGUCCCUUCCUGGUUGUCGCGCCCGCGUCCACCCUCCACAACUGGCAGCAGGAAAUCCAAAAGUUCGUGCCCGAGUUCAAGGUGCUUCCGUACUGGGGCUCAGCGGGCGACCGCAAGGUCCUGCGAAAGUUCUGGGACCGCCGGCAUUCCAUGUACAAGAAGAGCGCUCAGUUCCACGUGCUCGUUACAUCGUACCAGCUGGUCGUGGCCGACGUGGCCUUCAUGUCCAAGAUGCGUUGGCAGUACAUGAUUCUGGACGAGGCGCAAGCCAUCAAGAGCUCGCAGAGUUCGCGGUGGAAGGUCUUGCUGAACUACCACUGCCGCAACCGUCUUCUGCUGACGGGUACGCCCAUCCAAAACAACAUGCAAGAGCUGUGGGCGCUGCUGCAUUUCAUCAUGCCGUCUUUGUUCGAUUCCCACGACGAAUUCAGCGAAUGGUUUUCCAAGGACAUCGAAUCGCACGCGACCAGCAACACGAAACUUAACGAGGAUCAGCUGAAGCGUCUGCACAUGAUUCUCAAGCCGUUCAUGCUUCGGCGUGUCAAGAAGCAUGUGCAGAAGGAGCUCGGCGACAAGAUUGAGCUGGACGUCUUCUGCGACCUGACCUACCGCCAGCGCGCCUACUAUGCCAACCUCCGCAACCAGAUCAGCAUCAUGGACCUGAUCGAGAAGGCGACGCUGGGUGACGACAAUGACUCUAAGACCCUCAUGAACCUUGUCAUGCAGUUCCGCAAGGUCUGCAACCACCCUGACCUGUUUGAGCGUGCCGAUACGGCGUCGCCCUUCUCCAUGUCCUACUUUGCCGAGACCGCCUCGUUCAGCCGCGAGGGCAAUAACGUGCCCGUUGGCUACUCAGCGCGGAACAUGAUCGAGUACAGGCUGCCCCGCCUCAUCGCCCGCGAAGGCGGCCGCCUCGGUCAGGUUGGCAGCGACAACGACACUGCCGGUUUCCGCAGCAAGUACCUCUACGAGCUGAUGAACAUCUGGAAGCCAGAGAACAUCCGGGCCAGCGCUGCAGAGGACGGCGCCUUCUCGUUCCUGCGCUUCGCCGAUACGAGCCCGGGUGAAGCCUACCGUGCGUCUCACAGUGAUGUUUUCGCCCGCAGUGCCGAGCUCUUGAGCAAGCACGCGUCGUCGUCGGCACUCUCGUCUCGCCUUCGCCGCAUGCAGGUGAUGUACGACGACGAAAAUGCCCAUGGAGGCGGAUUCACUCCGACGCACGCCCUUUUCCAAAUCCGUGAGCGGAACAACCGGAUGGCCCUCGCUGACGUUACGGGCGAGGGUGUUCUUGAUUCGCUCAUGAACGUGGCCCGCACCACAUACGACAACACCGGUCUGACGCGUGUCGAGGCUGCUGGGCGCGAGAAUGCGUCGGCACCGCCCAUCGAACUUGCCUGCAGCAGCCGUGGUACCGUUACCGAGCGCGACGACCUGCUGUUCAACAUCCCCAUGCGGCGUGCCCUGUACGGCACGAACCCUGUUGAGGAAAUGGCGUUGGUGACGAGCAAGGUGCCGUGGAAGGACUACCCGCCGCGGCCGAUGCUCCCGGCGCCCGAUGUGGAGAAGAAGCGAUUCACAAACAUUGCAGUGCCGUCGAUGCGCCGCUUCGUGACCGACUCGGGCAAGCUGGCCAAGCUGGACGAGCUCUUGUUCAAGCUCAAGGAGGGAGGCCACCGUGUCCUGCUGUACUUCCAGAUGACGCGCAUGAUCGAUCUCAUGGAGGAGUACCUGACGUACCGCAACUACAAGUACUGCCGCCUCGACGGCUCGACCAAGCUCGAGGACCGCCGCGACACGGUGCACGAUUUCCAGACGCGGCCAGAGAUUUUCGUUUUCCUGCUGUCCACGCGUGCCGGUGGUCUCGGCAUCAAUCUGACGUCGGCCGACACGGUCAUCUUUUACGAUUCGGAUUGGAACCCCACCAUUGACUCCCAGGCCAUGGACCGCGCGCAUCGGCUUGGCCAAACGCGCCAGGUUACAGUGUACCGCCUGAUCACGCGGGGCACGAUCGAGGAGCGGAUCCGCAAGCGCGCGUUGCAAAAGGAGGAGGUGCAGCGCGUCGUCAUUUCUGGUGGCAGCGGCGCGUCGUCGAUGGGCGUCGACUUCUCGGGCCGCCGCGCGCAAGACAACCGUAACCGUGACAUUGCGCUGUGGCUGGCGGACGACGAGCAGGCCGAAAUGAUUGAGCGGCGCGAAAAGGAGCUGCUGGAGAGCGGGGAGUACGACAAGGCGACGAAGAAGCGCGGCGGCAAGCGGAAGCGCAAUGCGGCCGCCAACAACAUGGACAUGGACGGCGGCGCGAGCCUCGACGACAUGUACCACGAAGGCGAGGGCAACUUUGACGACAACAAACUGUCGGGUGCCGCGACACCUGUUGAUGGCGGCGAUGCACGUGGUGCUGGCGGCAAGAAGAAGCGCGUCCCCGUGAAGAAGGCCAAGUCGACGAAGCAGCGCCUUGCGAUUGCGGACGGCAUCGACGGUUGA